Molecule: messenger RNA, 1990 nt
Organism: Paraphaeosphaeria sporulosa
Lineage: Eukaryota; Fungi; Ascomycota; Dothideomycetes; Pleosporales; Didymosphaeriaceae
Exons: 1
Coding region: 41-1885 (614 amino acids)
Source: RefSeq, a predicted model, not a curated record
UGAUCAACCUUCUUCAGCAAACUAUCUCCUCUCGUCGACUAUGGCUCCAUCUCAUAUCAAGGAUGAUUGGAUGUCUAUUGAGCCUGAGCAGGGCAUCCCUCAACUGAGGGAACUGGACGAACGAGCGGAGAGCCAGUUCAAGCAUCAAAGGCUAGAGAAAGGAAAGUACUUCCGCCUCUUGCGGCUCCACUCAAACCCUGUCCAGGGAGACCUCAUCCACUGCAGACUACAGCACUUUGAACUGGAGUCUGCACCGUCCUAUCGAGCCGUCUCAUACGUUUGGGGCAAUCCUGGGCCAAACCAAGUCAUCUAUAUUGGAGAUCCGCCCUAUCAGGAGAUGGAAGUUGGUGAGAACUUGUACACUCUUCUCCUGUGCGUUCGUGCUGAAAGCGACUGCUGGCUGUGGGUCGAUGCUUUAUGUAUCGACCAAUCGUCAAAAUCUGAGCGCAAUCACCAGAUACCGCUGAUGGGCCUGAUAUACUCAAAUGCCAACACCGUGCUUGGAUGGUUAGGGCGCGGGAAUCACAACAUCGAGCAAGCCUUCGAAUUCAUCUCCAGGGCGGCUCAGUAUGGUGUGUCAAACUACUGCCAGUCUCAGCAUGAUUCGGAUGAACCAGUGCAAUUCAGCAAUCCCUUCAUCAUCACCGAUAUGCCGGGAUGGCAACACGACUGGCGCUGCUUUGUACACUUUGCAAAACUUGAGUACUGGACAAGACGAUGGAUUAUCCAGGAACUUGUUCUUGCAAAGAGUGUCGUUCUCCAAGCAGGUUGGCAAAAGCUUUCAAUGGAUGACGUUGAGAAAUUUUUUAAAGAUCUUAAAGAGAAUCCAUACAAGAACCUUGCACGAGGACGUAAAUGGGAAAAGCUGAUGCAAGAGCUCCUUCCGGAAAGCCACACUUCAAAACAACAGCUAGAGUGCUCAUCUUGUUCUUAUUCAACAGACAAGUUCCCUCGUUUACCGCUAGCCUGUCUUGCCCGUCACAGACUAGAGAAUAACUUUAAGAACGAGUUUACACCGAAGCUGCGAGAGUUGAUGCAUCGAUACGACGAAUUCAAAUGCAAAGAGCCCAGCGAUACUGUAUACGCGCUCUAUAACCUACUUGGGGAGCAUCGACAGUUCCUUGAAGUCGACUAUACUCAAACUCCCGCUAGUCGGUGUAUCUCAGUCCUGGAAUUCCUUCGAGACCACGAGGGUAUGACGGGACCGCAGACCAUAGGAUAUGCCAACUUCCUCUACAAUCGUCUUUGCCGAGGGGUGGAACAGCAGAGCAUGCACAGCGCGGAACUAAAAAAGCUGGGAAGUGAAUCUUCAUUCACGACUAUUCUGUUUGAUCUCGGUCCGGCGAAAAAGAAAAAGGAUACGAGGCGCAUUCUCAGGCUUCGGGAGCGGACUCCGCCUUUGAGAGCGAUGCCUAAGCGCUUGAUACAGAGAAAUCAUUCUCGGUGGACAGCCCAGCCUUGUGCUGAUCAGCCAAAAGAAGAUGCCAUUCCAGGGGCAGAUAUUGUAAAUCCAGAUGAUUUAGUAUGCUUCAGUGUUAACUGCUACGGGCUGAUCAGUGGGUUAUCGACCUGUUUAAUCAAGGAUGGAGAUCGUAUUUGGCAUCCCAAAACGAUGAAUAUGGCGUUCGUCAUGCGGCCAAAACCUUCCUUGGACGGACCACUGUUUGAAAUAGCAGGAAGGGCCGCAAUCUACCCUGGAACUGACUGUACGGGAAGUAGAUCGGAACUCGAUAUUGAGGAGGAGAACGCGGCUAGCUUUUGGUCCGAGAGUCGUCAGGAAAUAGAACCGCGUGUGCAAGAAGUUCUUCUCAAGCCCACUGAACUUCUCGAUCUAGCAUUCUGGGCUGAUAGCACUGGGCCGGAAAGGAACCCUUCUAAUGGUUAGGCGGGAUGAAUAUAAAGCUGUUAAAACAUGCAAUAAGAGAGGAAUCUUACGGCACUGCUUAAGAAAGCUUACAUUCUGCAGUAAAACAUUGGUCAUCGUCUGUUA